AUGGUUCUAUCGCCGAGACCUUCAUCGAAACCACCGAUGGGGACGCUUUCAUUAACCACGCCGAUUACAUGUUCUGGGGUUUGGCUGGUCAGAAAUGAAGAGGGUGGUCUGAAAAACAUGAUGGAUAUCGAUGACAUCGUGAUGUGGGACGAUGAUACGCCUAUGAAAGUCACAGGGGAAGCCAGUUUCAUUUCUCCAAGUUUAACCGACUUUGCCUCUGACCGUCCCUUCCACGUGAUGAACUCGACUGGUAAUUGGGAAGUCGAAGUGUCCCUUGCACAAAACGAUGACGGCACCCGUGCGGAUCCGAUUAUUGUUCGCGAUGGCAACCUCGGCCGGCUCAUUCCAGUGAUACAGACCAAUGGUGGCGAUGAACCGAAAGGUGCUGUCGCUGCUGAAAUUAUCAUCUAUCUGAUGGACUCAGUAUCGGGUUGA
Molecule: messenger RNA, 435 nt
Organism: Geodia barretti
Lineage: Eukaryota; Metazoa; Porifera; Demospongiae; Tetractinellida; Geodiidae
Source: the annotation of a GenBank genome assembly